AUGGCAUUUUCAUUAUCAACUAAAUCUAUUGGAAAAGGAUCACGAUCUGAUAAUACUAUCCGUACAGCAAUAGCACGUGAUUAUGAUCGACAAAAAUUGGCAGCAAAACAUGAAGCUAAACUUGAAAGAGAUUAUGAUACACUUGAACGUAAAAUGAUGUCACGUGCUAAAUGGAAUCAACGUGCUGAAAAUAAUAAUCUACGUCCAAAUCCAACAAAUAAUAAUAAUAAUAAUAAUAAUAAUAAUAAUAAUCAAGAUCGUUCAACGAUAUCUCUUGAGCAUUAUAUACAACGAGAAAAAAAUAAAACAAGACAAUAUUAUUAA
Messenger RNA from Rotaria sordida, 324 nucleotides. The record is from the annotation of a GenBank genome assembly. NCBI's taxonomy places the organism in Eukaryota, Metazoa, Rotifera, Eurotatoria, Philodinida, Philodinidae.